Messenger RNA from Leptopilina heterotoma, 2156 nucleotides. Its product is annotated as bifunctional purine biosynthesis protein ATIC. Gene Ontology annotation, cellular component: cytosol. The record is from RefSeq and is a predicted model, not a curated record. Bases 155 to 1933 code for a protein of 592 amino acids. The transcript is spliced from 7 exons. Gene Ontology annotation, molecular function: IMP cyclohydrolase activity; phosphoribosylaminoimidazolecarboxamide formyltransferase activity. Lineage: Eukaryota; Metazoa; Arthropoda; Insecta; Hymenoptera; Figitidae. Gene Ontology annotation, biological process: 'de novo' IMP biosynthetic process.
UGAUAUAUAAUACAAAAAUUGCCUCAGGGUCACAAAGACUUAUUGAAGCCGGAGAAGGAAGCACGGUCCAUCUCUUUUGUUGUAUCUUUGAGCAACAUUUAUUGCUUUUAUAAAAGUUUCAUCUGAACAUUUAGAACAUUUUUUCAACAAAAAAAUGAGUGGUGGAAAAAUUGCUCUCCUGAGUGUUUCGGAUAAGACAAAUCUAUUGCCGUUCAGCAAAAAAUUACAUGAAUUAGGAUUGACAUUAGUUGCAUCAGGUGGAACGGCGAAAUCCUUAAGAGAUGCUGGUCUUCCUGUUAAAGAUGUUUCCGAUAUUACGGGAGCACCUGAAAUGCUUGGUGGGCGUGUGAAAACUCUUCACCCUGCCGUUCAUGCUGGAAUAUUGUCAAGAUUGACAGAUUCAGAUCAAAAAGACUUGCAAAAUCAAAACUAUGAAUUGAUUCGUGUUGUUGUUUGCAACUUGUAUCCAUUUGUGAAAACAACAUCAAAAUCUGACGUGACGUUGGAAGAUGCAGUCGAAAACAUUGAUAUCGGAGGCGUUACUCUCUUAAGAGCAGCAGCCAAGAAUCACUCAAGGGUAACUGUUAUCUGUGACCCAAACGAUUACGAUAAAAUUAUCAAUGAAUUACAAAAUACCUCUGACAACGAUACCAAGCCUGAGACAAGGCAAACCUUAGCACUCAAAGCAUUCACUCACACUGCCGAGUACGAUAAUGCGAUUUCUGAUUAUUUUCGAAAACAAUAUAGCGCUGGUGUUUCGCAAAUGACUCUUAGGUAUGGAAUGAAUCCUCAUCAAAAACCUGCUCAAAUUUUCACUACUUUGGAAAAUUUACCACUAACUGUAGUGAAUGGUUCUCCGGGAUUCAUAAACCUUUGCGACGCAUUGAAUGGCUAUCAACUGGUCAAGGAAUUAAAGGCAGCUCUUAAUUUACCAGCUGCAACUUCGUUUAAACACGUGAGUCCAGCUGGAGCCGCCGUUGGUGUUCCUUUGGAUACCGUUAACGCUAAAUUGUGUCAAGUUGACGAUAUUGUUGAUCAAUUAACGCCGCUAGCAACGGCUUACGCUCGAGCUAGAGGCGCUGACAGAAUGUCCAGUUUCGGUGAUUUUGUUGCUUUAUCCGAUCCUUGUGAUACGCCGACAGCAAAGAUAAUUUCAAGAGAAGUUUCGGACGGUAUUAUCGCCCCUGGAUAUUCUGAAGAGGCUCUUCAAAUUCUGAAGAAGAAAAAGAACGGUGGUUAUUGUAUUUUGCAAAUUGAUCCAAAUUACGAACCGGCACCUAUGGAGCGUAAAGUCCUUUAUGGAUUGACUCUGGAACAAUUGCGUAAUGACGCUGUAAUUGACAAGACUACAUUUGCCAAUUUGGUCACCAAGACUAAAACUUUAUCUGAUUCUGCAGUAAGAGAUUUAAUUGUAGCAACAAUUGCGGUCAAGUACACGCAGAGUAAUUCCGUUUGUUACGCAAAAGAUGGACAAGUUGUUGGAAUUGGAGCUGGUCAACAAUCUCGAAUUCAUUGCACAAGACUUGCUGGUGAUAAAGCUGAUAACUGGUGGCUACGUCAACAUCCCAAAGUAACUGGCAUGAAAUUCAAGAAAGGAGUCAAGAGAGCCGAAAUUUCGAAUGCCAUUGACAAUUAUGUUAAUGGUACCGUGGGAAAGGAUAUGGACGAAAAACUCUGGGCUUCAAUGUAUGAAAUUGUGCCUGAAAAAUUAACCGUUGAAGAUAAAACUGAGUGGUUGAAGCAAUUGAAUAAUGUAGCUUUAAGCAGUGACGCAUUUUUCCCAUUCAGAGACAACGUCGACAGAGCACGAUUGAGCGGAGUUGGAUUCAUAGCAAGUCCAGCAGGAUCAACAAAUGAUGAGGCAGUGAUUGCAGCUUGUAAUGAACACAAUAUCACUUUGGCUCAUACCAAUUUCCGAUUAUUCCAUCAUUAAAUUUUAUUCCAAAAGCCUUUAUAAUACAGGCUACUAGUAAUUAUACAACUGGGUCCAAAUAUAUUUUUCUACCACAAUUUUUAUGAGAUUCUGAUCAAAGACUGAAACUAUUCAUCAUGUUAUCUGUAGUACAGAACGAGUAAAUUUUAUAGAUUUUAUAUAACAGUUUUAUGUAUACAAAUGUAAAUGUCUCACUUGUUACAAUAAACAACAUCCAGUUAUA